Molecule: messenger RNA, 635 nt
Organism: Colossoma macropomum (tambaqui)
Lineage: Eukaryota; Metazoa; Chordata; Actinopteri; Characiformes; Serrasalmidae
Exons: 4
Coding region: 24-635 (203 amino acids)
Source: RefSeq, a predicted model, not a curated record
GCAUUAAGCAGGUGAAACACGCAAUGGUUCUGCUCUUUGAGCUGAAAUUCUUUGGUUUGUGGAUGCUUUGGUGGUGCUGUUUGGUCAAAGGAUCUAGAGGAUGUCAAAUGCAGUAUGUUGGCAGAAGCAACGUAACCACUGAGCUGCAGUCUGAUGUUCUGCUGCCAUGUAACUUUAAACCAACCCUCCUCGGAUCAAACAAGACUGCAGAUAUAGCAGCAGUGUGGAGUCAGAGGAACAUAACAGCGGAUAAUCUAGUGGAGAUCAAGCUGCAGGGUGAAGUAGACUUCUGGAAUAACAGAGGUGGACGUAUUAAGACGUUCCCCAAACUCUCAGAAUCUGGAAACUUCUCCAUCCUCCUCCGUAAUGUACAGCAGUCUGAUCUGGGUCUCUACCACUGUGAGCUUCAUGAGGGAAUCAACUGCAGCAUCGCCUAUCAGGAGGUGCAGCUUGGUCUUGCUGCUGUUUCUGAAUACCAGAAAGCCAUCAUAGCAGGAACAUCAGGAGGAGCAGUAGUACUACUACUGUUCACAGCAUGUGUUUACUACAUAGCGAGUAAACCGGAAAGGGACCACCACAGGACCACUAGAGCCUAUUCUCAGCAUACCAGUGACGUGGCAUGGCAGCGUGUGUAG